Messenger RNA from Schistosoma margrebowiei, 543 nucleotides. The record is from the annotation of a GenBank genome assembly. NCBI's taxonomy places the organism in Eukaryota, Metazoa, Platyhelminthes, Trematoda, Strigeidida, Schistosomatidae.
AUGUUUAAAUUGUUGUUUACUGUAUCUCAAUCACAGAGUGAAGAUGAACAACAGAAAAUUGUCAAAGAAGUUUUUCAUUUGGUCUCUAGAAGAGAUGAUGAUGUUUGUAACUUUUUAGAAGGUGGCACACUAGUCGGUGGACAAGAUUAUAGAUUAAUUUAUCGUCAUUAUGCAACAUUGUAUUUUGUAUUUUGUGUUGAUUCAUCUGAAAGUGAACUUGGCAUAUUGGAUUUAAUUCAAGUAUUUGUUGAAGCAUUAGAUAAAUGUUUUGAGAAUGUUUGUGAACUUGAUUUAAUUUUUCAUGUAGAUAAGGUACACUACAUACUAAAUGAACUUGUAUUAGGUGGAAUGGUAUUAGAAACUCAUAUUAAUGAAAUUACUCAUAGAUAUGAAGAACAGCAAAAACUAGAGAAACAAGAGUCUGGAUUAUCCGGAGCGCCAGCUCGGGCUGUUUCAGCAAUGCGUGAUUUGAAUCUUCAUCAGAAAUUCAAGGAGAUACGUUUUCCAGAUUUACAAUCAUUGCAAAACAGACUAUCACGUUGA